Messenger RNA from Daphnia pulicaria, 2072 nucleotides. Its product is annotated as F-box only protein 28-like. The transcript is spliced from 7 exons. The coding region runs from base 276 to 1784 and encodes 502 amino acids. The record is from RefSeq and is a predicted model, not a curated record. Gene Ontology annotation, biological process: protein polyubiquitination. Gene Ontology annotation, molecular function: protein binding. Lineage: Eukaryota; Metazoa; Arthropoda; Branchiopoda; Diplostraca; Daphniidae.
UCUCAAAUAGACCAGCCAUAAGGUGUGCGAAACUUGACGUCUCGAACAAUCGAAACUCUUAAAAAAAUUUGUAUUGUUUGUUGUUGAUGGCGAGUGCCGAGUUGGCGACCAUUGUCGUCUGCUACCUAGACGUUUACACCCCGACGUUUCGCACCCACCGAUUUUGCAGUUUAGGCGUUUCGCGUUUCGCUUUCGCAGUUUAUAGGGAGGCCCCACGGGCCACGAUAUACACCGGCCAUAGACUGACCUGACACCGGCCCAGCUCUGCUAAAACCAUGUCUCCUAUAACAAAAGGGAAUCAAAGAAAAGAGGUUCUGGUUACUAAAACUAGAACUCAUUCUCCACGUAAAACCUUAAUAAGGAAGCAACCUCAACGAAAGAAAGAUAAAUUCGAAAUUGAUAUUCAUGGUCCUGAAUUUCAACCGAUUGUUGUCUUGGCCAGACUUUUACCUGAACAAAUAUUGCUACUCACAGGAAAUAAAUGCGAGAAGUUAGACUUAGCUGAAACUCACCCCAAUAAAAGUGCAGGUCAUCCCAACAGGCAACAUUUCCAACAGGCAAAAUCAUAUAAAAGAAAUACUGAUCUCUGUACACAUAAUACGAAGUUGCAGAGGCCUAAAGAAGGUGCAAUAGACUUGGCAAGUUCAGCUUUAGAAUUUGAAGAGAAAGUUGGUGUCAAGUUGGACAAUCGUAAAACAAAUUCGCAGGAACAUGCUUCCUCUAGUGAUGAUAAAAAUAUCACCCUGUUAUCACUCAAUGAUGAUGUUUUCCUAGAAAUACUCUCAUAUAUGUCUUAUGAUGAAAUUGCUAAGUUGAGACUGGUUGGGCGUCACUUCAAUGAAGUGUGCCAAAAAAUUUUGAAUAAAGGCUUCUUAUCUGUUCAACGAUAUCACAGUCGUUGUCUCAAAGAGAUGAAAGCCAAGUUACCAAGAAGGGAAUCAGAAAGAAGACUUCAUCCUCUUGCAAAUCAUAUUGAUAUUUUAAAAGGUAUUGAAACACGCCUGUCUCACUUGUCAACGACAUAUUACAAAUAUACGGUGGCUGGAAUGUUCUGUUUCAUUCCGGGAAAAGUACUAGAUGAAUGCUACAGAGUGCUCAGGGAAGUUGUGGUGAACAAAAAUCCCCCAAUGUCAUACGAACUGUUGCAAGAGCUCAGAGACAUUUCAUCCAUGGCAGUGGAGCAUUUCAAGGAACACAUUGAUCCCACCAUGAAGCGAAUCCAGAUGAUCAACAAUGCCAUCCGCAACAGUUCGUCUCGUUUCAUUCGCUGCGUCGCCGAUGCCGACGAUAGCUUAUUGAUCAACAGCCAGAAAAGGCAGAUCGUCGAUCUCAAAACUAAGGUGAAUGAGAAUGGCAGGAAAAUUGCUGAUCAAGACCGAAAAAUUGCUGAACAAGACAGACUUCUCAGCGAGUACAGCAGAAAGCUUAUCCAGCUGGAACAGAAAAUCAGCAACAGCGAGCCUGUGGGCGUCCACGUUCAGCCAGUGGCAACUUCGCCUCCAAGUAGUCACAAGCGCCAGAUGAAAGUUGAGAGGACCAUCGUCGUAGGAAUUCCUACCGCCAAGCGCAAAAAAGCGGAGAAAACCACCGCCACCAAAGAAUCGCCGGUCGUCGUCAAGCGCAAAGUUCCCUCGUCUGCUCAGUCAAAGUCUGCUCCUCCGAUCGUGGUGCGCAAAACUAUUAGGUCCGCUCCGGUCGUCAAGCGUGAAAUUAUUCGGGCCAUCAAACGAGAAAAGUCUGCCGCCACAAAUUUCACCAUGGCACUGCGCAACCAGAAGAAUUAAAAAUUCAAACCGAAAUGGCGCCAAAAAAAAUAUUUUUUUUUUUUUCAUCGUGUGAUUAAUUUUCAAUUCGAUUUCACAACCUUUUCAGUUAUUUUUUUUUUCUUUUGCGAAAUUUUGGGAGUACGUACCCAAUCCCCACCAAGUUCAUUUUCUGUUAACGUUAUUUAAGGUUUCCUCCGUGAUCUGUUCGUCAAACAAAAUGUGUGUGUACAACGGAAUGUUGUGUGUUAAAACCGUACUAAACCUGAAACUUAGCGUCGUGGAAGAAAUAGAGUGUCGAAAAAUCAA